Molecule: messenger RNA, 1368 nt
Organism: Schistocerca gregaria
Lineage: Eukaryota; Metazoa; Arthropoda; Insecta; Orthoptera; Acrididae
Product: deoxycytidylate deaminase
Exons: 4
Coding region: 469-1098 (209 amino acids)
Biological process (GO): dUMP biosynthetic process; dTMP biosynthetic process
Cellular component (GO): cytoplasm
Molecular function (GO): zinc ion binding; dCMP deaminase activity
Source: RefSeq, a predicted model, not a curated record
GUAUGAUGUUUGUAUUUGUUGCAGCUGUCGGUAGACGGCAGAUUUAAAUCCUGCAAGUUCGAUUAGUUGAAAUGUCGAUUCACUUGAUUGAAAUUUACCGCGAAAUUGUUCUUAAAUCACGUUACGUGCUUUUAAGUUUACCUAGUAAGCUAAAAUUAAUGAAAGUGAUAUGGAACGUUUGGAGAAUCGGAAAAUUUCUGUGAACUGACCCUCUUCGCCGUUCAGUUGCAACUGUAAUUCUAGCGUCAAGUUUCGAGCUGCCAUGUGUGUCAGCUGCACAAUCGGAUUCGAUGUUUAAACAACUGCGGAUUGAAAGUUAGUUUUCGCGAUCACGAGAAUAACAGUGUGCGAUAGCAGGUGUUUAUUUAAUGAUGCUUUCAUAAUGUUACAGUAGUACAUCCCUAAAAUUAGUAAAGCCACAAAGGGACCUUUUAAAUAAACCCGUCUGUAAAAGGAACAACAAGGCACAUGGCGGAAACAUCUUGCAAUAACAGGGAUAUAAAUUCGAAGAGAGAGGAUUAUUUGGAGUGGAAUGAAUACUUUAUGGCCACUGCUUUUCUUGCUGCAAAACGUAGUAAGGAUCCUUGUUCCCAAGUUGGUGCAUGUAUAGUAAAUAAGGAGAAGAAAAUAGUGGGUAUUGGAUACAAUGGAAUGCCAUCUGGUUGCAGUGAUGAUCAAUACCCGUGGAAUAAAACAAGUUCUAAUAAAUUGGAAACAAAAUAUUUUUAUGUUUGUCAUGCCGAAAUGAAUGCAAUAUUGAACAAAAAUUCAGCAGAUGUGAAAGACUGUUCUAUGUACGUUGCUCUGUUCCCAUGCAAUGAAUGUGCAAAGAUAAUAAUUCAGUCUGGCAUUCGAGAAGUCAUUUAUAUGUCUGACAAGAAUUCCCAUAAGCUGGAAACCAUUGCUUCCAAACGAAUGUUUGACUCUUCUGGUGUCAAGUACUGGCAGUAUGUUCCAAAGCGCAAACAUAUUGUUAUAGAUUUCACAGAAAUCAACUGGAAUGAAAUGACACAGUGUCCGCCAUCUCCACACAAAGAUGCUGAAUUGCAUGAAGAGAUAAAACUUGACCAAAUGAUCUUGACACAGAAUCAUCGAUGAUAUGAUUCCAGAUGUAAUGUGUGUGUGUGUGUGUGUGUGUGUGUGUGUGUGUGUGUGUGUGUGUGUGUGUGUGUGUGUGUGUGUGUGUGCAAAUGAUCUUGACACAGAAUCAUCGAUGAUAUGAUUCCAGAUGUAAUGUGUGUGUGUGUGUGUGUGUGUGUGUGUGUGUGUGUGUGUGUGUGUGUUUUUUUUACUGUGCUGAGGGCUCACCAGUAACAAAAUCUGUGAUUUACAUGUAUAAGUCAUGAAUAAAUAUUUUUAUUUUACAAA